AUGGAUCAAGGAGGAUGGCAGGGAGGGUUCCCCAUCCAGCAUGACACGUUUGGACAGGAACUGUUCCACCCGCAGAGCCAUGAGGACUGGGAGGAUUGGUUAAGAUGGGACUCCAACGCCGACACCAAUACGUCGCCCGAGGACACUUCGUUCAAUUCCGGCUCCAGCAAGAAUGACUCGCCUUUGCAGGACUCGGUCAUGCCCGCAGACCUUGGUUUGUUUGGAAAAGGCAGUGAGACGUUGGCGCCUCCGAUGGUUAUGGGAGAGGAUACGUUCGACUUUGGAGCAGUGGAUGUGGGAGGGAAUGAGCCGUUCUUGUUUGGAGCAGGCAACGACGGGACUGCGAGCAUGGACUUUCAGCCUGUGAUGGACAUGGAACAACCUUCUUCAGGAAUGCCGAAGCUGGAUACGAAUGCUGCGGGCUGGGCUCUCCCUCUUGCCGACGACGGUCAGAACUUCGAUUUAUCAGCUCUCACUGCUGAGACGUGGAACGGCUUACCCUCCGCUGGCACCGCGCCGUCUACCGCGCCCAGUCUUCACCAUAGCCCGGGGUCGUCCGACCAUGCGCGUACGAGCAUAUCUUCGAACUCACCGGAUGCUCCACCUCCGCCGAAGAAGCGUGGUGGGAGGAAGCGGAAGGCUGAAGUCCAGCUCGCGAAGGAUCAAGACGAGGAGAGCUCGGAGAAGGACGCAGAUGGCAAUCCUAUCAAAAAGACAUCGCACAAUGUGAUCGAGAAGCGAUAUCGAAACAACUUGAAUGACAAGAUCGUGGAGCUGAGGAACAGUGUGCCCAGCCUGCGUGCUGUGGGCAAGGCGAACCGUGGUGAGAACAACGAAGCGGACUUGGAAGGACUCACGCCAGCGCAUAAGCUGAACAAGGCUACUGUCAUGGGCAAGGCGACAGAGUAUAUCAAGCAUCUGGAGAAGCGCAACAAGACGAUUGUGGACGAGAUGGCUACAUUGAAGGCGCGUCUGGCUGCUCUUGAAGCCACGAUGGGCAAGAACAGAGACCGUCAGGCGAGCUUGAGCAUGAGUCCACAGAGCAUGAACGGCAGAUCGAGGGAGAUGUCUUCGUCGUCGCAGAACGGCGCAGCCUUCCUCAACGUGCCGCAAGAGCAAAAUGGCUUCGGUCAGCAGGUCGUGAGGCAGCAGUACAUGCAACAGCAGGCUCAGCCGAACUACAACAGACCGCCUAAUCCCCCGGUCGACGCUCAGAACCAGCCGCAGUACGUCAACGGACGAGGUGGUGGGGUGAUGAGUAAGGUCAUGCUGGGCACGAUGGCCGGGCUUAUGGUCAUGGAGGGCUACAGCGAACAGGACAACUCUGGUUCGCGCAGUCUUGGUGCCUUCCCAGUGCCUGGUUUGUUCAAACGAGGACUGGAUACUGAGAUCUCGCCAUCUUCUGCUGCGGCGUUCUCGCGGCAGGCUGCUGUGCCGCUGCUUAAGAUGGUGCUGGUCAUUGGUGCACUGGCCUACAUCCUGGCACCCUUGCUAUCCCUCUCGCCACGUCGGAAGCAGAAGAGUCGCUCGAUCUCUGUGCGCCUACCUCAUGCGCCUUCACUGGCAUCACCAAUCGAAGUCCGCCGCAAAGCAUGGCUCACCGCCAUCCAGACUGUCUGGGUGCCGAAGCACUUCUUGCUCGAAGUCGUUGCCGUCACUGCAAAGAUGAUCAGCUUGUCUGUUCGCCGACUCGUUGGGACCGAUGCAUACAACAGUCUCACCGGCGCCAACAAGGAGGACGAGACCGCCCGCAUCAAAGCAUGGGACAUCGCUAUUGAUGCUCAGCUGGCCGGAGGCGACCAGGAGGUCAGCUACUACCGCUUGCUGCUCACGCUGAUGGAGAGUGGUACGCUACCCGAUAGCCCGACCAGACUCAUGCAGAAGGCCGUGCACUUCCGCGUGUUCUUCUGGGAGGUUGCGAAUGCUGGCUAUGGGAACAUGGUCUGCUUCAAGCAGUUCACCGAGAAGGUUGGACGCUUCUACUGGGACACUGCUCGUAGGCAGCAGAAGGAGUUGUUGCAGGCCAAGGCUCAAGGUCGUCCAUUCGAAGGCGCCGAUGACGAUGUCGAGGUGCUACCGGAUCAUCUCGCAAGCCUUCUGGAGCUCGACUGCGACGAAGUGCUCAGCGACGAGAUGAUUCAGCGUGCGUGGAACUUGGCCUGGAACAAACCGAGCGCCUACCGCACCGUCUCGAACAUGGCGCGGGAUGUUGUGAUUGAAGACCACGCUAUCCGGUCGCCCUUGGAUGCGGUUGCGGCAUGGUACGCCAACAUGACUGUCGACGACACCCUCAUCGACUCCGUCGCACCCACCACCUCUUUUCUCGACACCGAAUACUACAUCGCCCUCGCCGUCUCCAUCGCCCCUCCCGCCUCCGCCACCCUCGCCCGCGCCCUCGCCGCCAAAGCCGUCCUCUCCAACAGCAAUCGGGUCGCCAACACCCUCGCCGCCCUUGACUCUCUCCCUUCACUCCCGUCAACCUCCAACGAAAUGAACCUCGUCAGCCACAUCCCCGCGACCCCGGACAUCCGCACCGCCCUCACGCUGGCCAAACUCCACACCCUCCUCCUCCCGGGCGCAUCCGCCACUUCACAAACCCGCGCUCUCGACGCUAUCGCAACCCUCCACCUCCCGCCUGCAUCUUUCACCCUCCUCACCGCGAUCGCCACCACGCGCCUCCUCACCUCUCUCACCAACACCAAAGCCCUGCUCCCGCUGCACGCGAAACACGGCCUCGAAGACCUCGCCGCCAAUCUGCGGAUCUGGGUCGGCACGUCCGCGGGUCGCGCAGCGGGGCUGGGGAGGCGAGAGUGCGCGAGGGUGGUGGAGGGGUGUCUUGCCGUUGCGAAGAAGGUUGGGGGAUGGGGGUUUGAGGGCGGGGGAAGGGAUAGUGGGUACGGGAGUAGUAGGUGUAGUAGUGUUGAGGGGAGUCCUGUUAGGGAGGUGGUUGGGACGGGUGGGAUUGGGAUGGGGAUUUGA
This is a messenger RNA of Saxophila tyrrhenica, 2979 nucleotides long. It is a transcript of the gene CPH2, whose product is annotated as Clr6 histone deacetylase associated PHD protein-2 Cph2. The record is from RefSeq and is a predicted model, not a curated record. The transcript has a single exon. Gene Ontology annotation, molecular function: protein dimerization activity. The coding region runs from base 1 to 2979 and encodes 992 amino acids. Gene Ontology annotation, biological process: positive regulation of transcription by RNA polymerase II; SREBP signaling pathway. NCBI's taxonomy places the organism in Eukaryota, Fungi, Ascomycota, Dothideomycetes, Mycosphaerellales, Extremaceae.